UUACUUCCGGUUUUGAUAUGAAAGGGGAAUAUGCUUGUCUGACUGUAUUUUUUCUUUUGUUCAAAACUUCUUCAACUGAACUAUAUUCAACCACUGUAUCAUGGACGUUGAUGGUUCAGAUGAGCGAUUACAGAGGGUACCAAUCUGCACGUCUAACAUCAGUAGACAUUCCUCCUAAUACAGCCAGUGCAUUAAUUGACAUCCGAAGUUCUGCCUCGGAUCUCAGCUGUCCUCAUAAGACUGUCAAUGUAUAUGUGCGUCCAGGAGGAUAUCCUAUAGGGACCCCUUAUAAUGAGUCCUUCCCUGAUAAGUUCCAUCUAAGGAGAAAGUUGGAACACCAUGUCAUCUCCAUCACAAACAACCAAUCAUCAAUUUUAGUUUUACCAACACCUCAGUCGGGCACUUGGUACAUUACAUCAUUUUUACCAAAGAAAUCCAAUGAAAAGAUCACUCAGAAGGGAGUAAACGAGAAGAAAUGUGUGUAUGGGUACGGAGUCCGAGUUAUCACAGCUGUCCAGGAAGAUAUCAAGAUCAUCAACGUCAAAGAGAGAAUAGAUAUCAGUAUCAAGGAGACAGAGGGGCCAAACAAAACUGUAAGAUUCUGGCUGUCAGAUAAUAUGUAUGCUUACUCUGUGGUGCUCAGUGAUUGUACGGAGAAGAUGGAAAACUCAACAAGUAAUGCUUGUGCUGUACUAGUAGAUACCUCAACUGGUAGCCUGCCCUCCACAGACAAUGCUGUAAACUGUCAAAAUGAAACCCAGUGUAAGGUUGAGAUCCACUCCCCAGUAAUCACAGACUGGAAUUACAUCAGAUUUAGGUAUAGGGGCAGUGGCAUCCUUAACUUCACACUCAGCUUCACUCCUAAAUAUUGUCCUCUUAAUAACAUCUACCAAAUAAUUACUGAUGAUGAUGAAACUAAUAUGGAGGAACCAACAGUUAGAAUACAGGACACAGUAGCUGGCUCUGAUGUAAACAACAGUACUAUAAAUAGUAACAUGACCUUGGCCCCAAAAGUAGUGAACUCCAGUCUGACCCAGGAAAAUGUCUGUAUACUGAUCUCAAGCUUAGGACGAUUCCAGAUCUCAAAGGACCUCUUCAAAGUGUCUUUCUACUUUCCUAAUGUUUUCCUGAAUCCAAUACCAAAUAAUGAGAUAAUGGUGUCAGAUGAAGCAGUUUUAAUCUCCGAUCUCAAACUGGAAGCUGACAAGGAUCUGGGGGGUACAUUCAAAAUCCAGGUCAAAAAUGCUCCAUAUAAAAUAAGUGCCACACAGGAGGCAGUUGUAUGGGUCUGUCUCGUCAGGGGUUAUCUCCCUCAUCAAGAAACCAUUAGACAGUGCCCUCAGGGCCUACCAUUGACUGUCCACUCUAAUUCAACCACCCCAGUCACUCAGUACAUCCCCUAUCCUGAGGCAGGGAAGUGGUACCUGGCUCUCCAUAGCCAGUGUACCAACAAAACAUCAAAUCAGAAAGAGCCGUGUUACAUUUUACCAGGGAUAAGUGUGAGUUUAAGUAUUGUGGGGUGUGUAGAUGAUCAGUGUGGAACGUUUGGAUCAUGUAAGGAGUACAUUAGUGGCUCUCACAUCUUCAGCACCUGUCAGUGUUACUCAGGUUGGGCUGGGUAUGGGUGUACCGAUGGUCGUGAUGCAGAGAGUAACGACACCAUUCUGUUGGGGACCCUCCUCCUGUCCCUCAGUAACCUGUUCUUUAUCCCCAGUAUCGGCCUUGCCCUCUAUCGACGCUACUUUCUGGAGGCUCUUGUUUACUUUUUCACCAUGUUCUUCUCUACAUUUUACCAUGCCUGUGACUCCAGUAAAGCUCUCUACCAGUACUGCAUGAUGAAGUACGAUGUACUUAGUUUCUGUGAUUUCUUUGGUUCGUACACAUCAUUCUGGGUCACAACGUUAGCCAUGGCCCGUCUGCCAGAGAAGGCCAAAAGUUUUCUAGUCAUGUUGGGGGUGCUGGGGCUGGCGGUGGGGAUGCAGUAUGAUAAACACUCUCUCUAUGUGUUCCUCAUUCCUAUCUGUUUUGGCAUUAUCAUCAUGCUGACUUCAUGGAUUUUACGAUGUGUAAGAAGACGUCAGCUGUACCCCUCUAAGCGGCGCUACCUGCUGUUCCUGUUACCGGGAGUCUUAUGUGCGGGUACUGGUGUCGUCAUCUUCACAUUCCUGGAGACUGAGGAAAACUACAAGUAUAUACACAGUGUGUGGCACGCCUUGGUGGCGCUGUCCAUUAUGUUCCUGCUCCCGCCCCGACAGGCAGACAAAACAGAAGAACAUUCAUGCUUGCACAAGCCCUGGGAGACAUGUUCUUCUAUCCGUCUACUUGGCAAUGAUUCUGAAAAUGAAUCUGGGAAUGAGGACCAAUGAGGUUGUGUUUUACAUCUUAGAAAAAGAUAAUCCAACACCAAGAACUCUUACUUAAUAAUUGGACAUAUUCAUGAGUUGUGCUACAGAAGAAAUCCACCGCCUAUGAAUCUCUCUAGUAUACUUUUAUUUUUAAGAACAUAUACAAGUAUUGUAUGUAGAAACUUGCAUUCUAUUUUUUUUUUCAUGAAAUAUAAUCAAAAAGAUUAGCUUUCUAAUCCAAGUACUGUUGUACUUUUAAAACGAAUAAAUCUGUAAUAUUGAU
Molecule: messenger RNA, 2628 nt
Organism: Saccostrea echinata
Lineage: Eukaryota; Metazoa; Mollusca; Bivalvia; Ostreida; Ostreidae
Product: post-GPI attachment to proteins factor 6-like
Exons: 12
Coding region: 18-2366 (782 amino acids)
Cellular component (GO): plasma membrane
Source: RefSeq, a predicted model, not a curated record